AUGCUGGCGAAGAAACUAGCGCUCCUCCUUCACCCCAACCUCUCCAUCUCCCUCACCGCCUUUAUUUGUUCCUCCGAGAUCAAAGCCACCCACGCUCACCUCAUAGUCACCGGCCGGACCACCGACACGUUUGCCACCUCCCGCCUCCUUGCCGCCGCUGCAAUCCCCUUUUCCAGAGACCUGAAGCACGCUGGCUCCCUCUUCAGCUCCCUUCCAUCACCCACAAUCUUCUCCUACAACACCAUGAUCCGCGCUUUCUCACACAGUCCCCAACCCAUCCAAUCCCUCCACCUCUACGCCCAAAUGCUUCGCUCCGGCCUCUCCCCUAACCACCUCACUCUCCCAUUCCUCCUCCGGUCCUGCUCCUCCCUUCGUCUCCCCAACCCCGGUACUUCCCUCCACUGUCACUCAACAAAGCUCGGCCUCGAAAGGGACAUCUUCAUCACCAAUAACACCAUCACUAUGUAUUCAACUCUGCUUGACAUGCCGUCAGCCCAGAGGGUUUUCGAAGAACACAUUGAAUCCGCCGACGUCGUCACCUGGACGGCCCUGAUCACCGGUUACUCCAACAUCGGAGCAAUUGACGUAGCGCGGUCACUCUUCAAUCGCGCCCCGAGCCGUAAUCUCGUAACUUAUAACGCAAUGCUGGCCGGCUACGCGAGGGCCGGGCGAACACUGGAAGCACGCCAUCUGUUCGACGAAAUGACUGUCCGAAACUCUGCCUCAUGGAGCUCGUUGAUUUCCGGCUUCGUACAGGCCGGCCUCACCAAGACGGCGCUAGCCAUCUUUCAUAAGAUGGCUCGGCAAAGCGUCCAGCCGAACGAGCCUCUGCUUGUAAGCACUAUAUCGGCUUGCUCUCAACUCCGAGCAUUGGAACAUGGCCGAUCUGUCCACCGCUACAUAGAAACCCUAGGCAUCAACAUAACCGUCAUUAUCGGCUCCGCCUUGGUCGACAUGUACGGAAAAUGCGGCGGAAUAAAAGAAGCCAUACAUAUCUUCAACACAAUGCCAGAACGAAACAUCUAUACCUGGAACUCGAUAAUCACGGGUCUCGCCAUGAACGGUGCCGGAAGACAGGUCCUAACGCUCUUCUACAAAAUGACGCUCGCCGGAGUAUCACCCAACAACAUAACAUUCAUUGAUUUGCUCAGCGCUUGUAGCCACAACGGUCUAGUCGAAGAAGGCCGAAUGGUGUUCGACGAAAUGACUAGGGUUUACGGCAUCGUCCCUGAAGAGGAGCAUUAUGGGUGCAUGGUGGAUUUGUUGGGGCGUGCUGGUUUAAUUGAAGAGGCUUUGGAUUUCAUCGGGAGGAUGCCGAUUGAGCCGCAUCCGGGAGUGUGGGGAGCGCUGGCUGGAGCUUGUAGGAUCCAUGGUGAGAUGGAGCUUGGCGAAGAAAUCAGCAGAUGGUUAAUCGAGCUUGAGCCAAGCCAUGGCGGGAGAUACAUACAUUUGUCGAAUAUAUAUGGAGAUGGGAGAAGGUGGAAUGAGAUGGCAAUGGUGAGGCGGGUGUUGAAAGAGAGACGGGCGGUGAAGCCUCCUGGCGGUAGUUCGGUGGACGUACAGCAUGACUAA
Phalaenopsis equestris is the source of this 1572-nucleotide messenger RNA. RefSeq names its product pentatricopeptide repeat-containing protein At5g66520-like. Gene Ontology annotation, molecular function: protein binding; RNA binding. The transcript has a single exon. Gene Ontology annotation, biological process: RNA modification. Lineage: Eukaryota; Viridiplantae; Streptophyta; Magnoliopsida; Asparagales; Orchidaceae. Bases 1 to 1572 code for a protein of 523 amino acids. The record is from RefSeq and is a predicted model, not a curated record.